Alosa alosa (allis shad) is the source of this 2429-nucleotide messenger RNA. RefSeq names its product E3 ubiquitin-protein ligase TRIM35-like. The record is from RefSeq and is a predicted model, not a curated record. Gene Ontology annotation, molecular function: protein binding; zinc ion binding. Bases 242 to 1675 code for a protein of 477 amino acids. Lineage: Eukaryota; Metazoa; Chordata; Actinopteri; Clupeiformes; Clupeidae. The transcript is spliced from 6 exons.
UGUUGGCAGUGCAGUUGGAGUGUGAGAACCAUUCUGAUUCAUCAUACUCAUAGAUAAAGAGGACUUGGCAACAAAAGGGACUUUGUGAGUGUGUGUUUGUGUGUGUUUGUAUUUGGGAGGAAUUUUGUACACGUCAACAGUGGACCAUAUAAAGUCAGAGUCUCGCAGACUUUGACCUUCUCUCACGGAGUCUCAGAAAGAGAUAUACCCCAGAAGAGGAAGCGCCACUUUAGUGAGGAGAAUGGCCUGCAAAACAUCCCUACCAGAGGAGGACCUCACGUGCCCGGUGUGUCGGGACAUUUUCAGAGAUCCCGUGGUGCUGUCGUGUAGCCACAGCAUCUGUAAAACCUGCCUGAGGCAGUUCUGGAACACCAAGGUGUCCCGGGAGUGCCCGCUUUGCCGGAAGAGGUCCCUGGACGCCGAGCCUCCCUGCAACCUGGCCCUGAGGAACCUGUGUGAGGCUGUCCUGAGCCAGAGGGAGAAGGCGUCGGAGAGUGACCAGUGCCGGACGUGGCCUGUAAGGUCUGGAGUCCUCUGCCCUGCCCACGGCGAGCAGUUCAAGCUCUUCUGCCUGGAGGACAAACAGCCUCUGUGUGUGGUGUGCCGCGACUCAAGGCAGCACAAAUGUCACGAAUGCCAACCUCUGGAUGAAGCCACGCUGGGUCUGAAGGAAAAACUGAGGAAUAAACUCCCAGCCUUGCAAGAGAAGCUGAAGGCCUUCAAAGAAAUAAAACAAACCUACGAUGAAACGGCAGACCACAUCAAGUGUCAGGCCCAAAGCACACAGAAGCUGAUUAAAAAAGAGUUUGAAAAGAUGCACCAGUUUCUACGAGAGGAGGAAGCUGCCAGGCUUGAGGCACUACAGAACGAGCUGGAGCAGAAGACCUCUUUAAUGAAGAGUACAUUUGACAAGAUGGCCAGGGACAUUCUAUUCCUCUCUGACACAAUCAGGACCAUAGAAGAGGAGAUUAGAGCCGAGGACAUCUCAUUCUUACAGAACGUCAAGGGCACAAUGGAGAGAGCGCAGUGCACGCUACAGGACCCAGAGAGAGCGUCUGGAGCACUGCUCAAUGUGGCCCAGCACCUGGGCAACCUCAAGUUUGACGUCUGGAAGAAGAUGCAGAACUUGGUUCAGUACACUCCUGUGAUCCUUGACCCCAACACUGCAGAUGCUCGUCUCACCCUGUCUGACGACCUGACCAGUGUCACCUACAGCGACAAGAGACAGCAGCUGCCUGACAACCCGGAGAGAUUCAACUGGUACCUCUGUGUGCUGGGCUCUGAGGGAUUCCUCUCUGGGGCCCACAGCUGGGACGUGGAUGUGGGAGACAGCACGCUUUGGAUGCUGGGCGUCACCACGGAGUCCAACCAGAGGAAAGGGCUGAUAUUCUUCAACAGCGGCGUCUGGUGCGUGCUGCACAUGGACGGGAGGUACAAGUCGCGAUCCUCCGGCCAGACUGGAUCGCCUCUCCCGGUGAACGGCAAACUGCAGAGGGUCCGAGUGCAGCUGAACUUGGCCAAGGGAACGGUGUCAUUCUCGGACUCUGUUCACGACACCCACCUGCACACAUUCAGACACACCUUCUCCGAGAGGGUGUUUCCGUUCUUUUUUAAUUGGUGCGCACAAUCUCCCCUGAGGAUUUUACCACAAAGAUCUUCCAUAACAAUGGGAUAACCCAAUGUGGGCCGUGCUGGUUCUUUUUCAAAAGUACCGGUAUGUUCCAGAGGGGUUUUUUGACACUGUAGAAGACAGCAGAAGAAAAAAGUAUGACACGUUUCAUCAUUCACUGAUUUGCAAAUCUUUGCAUCUUCUGACUAUUGACAUCCUCCAACACAUCAUUAACCUCUAUUCACUAUUCCCUUCAAAUGAGAGUGCUGUAGACCUACACCUUCAAAUGAGAGUGCUGUAGACCUACACCUUCUGGGACCCUUGCCAAUUAUGACUGUUUUAAAGGUAGUUCUGUUAAAUUGAUAAUUCAAUUUUCGGUAAUGCAAUAGAUUUAUUUCAAAUAUGUAAGUACAUGGCACAUCUUUAUCUAUUUUCCUCUACUUUACAGAAUUCACUGUUUACCGUGGUAUCUGUAAAACCCAGGGAUCUUGAAAACAGUAGGCCUAUAGGAAUGACAUGCUCUUCACGUUCAUAACAUGGAACUUGAUGCCUGAAGAAUCUCUUUUGUGAAACCUGAAACACUGCACAUUAAAGGAUAUAUUGGUAAACCCCUGGAUUAUCUUUGAAUUAUGCAUAGAAUGAGCUGAAAUUGAGAUACUGGCAUGGGCGCCGCCAGACCCCUUAGAGGGCACAUGCCCCAGUGUUGAACUGCUGUGUGCCCCCAGUAAAUAAGUUUAGUUUUUUUUUUUAAUUCACUGUUUUUAUUGUCAAACAAAGCAAUACUGUUUUAUGCUCAACGUCACAAUAAUAUCAAUUUCAA